Molecule: messenger RNA, 2333 nt
Organism: Synchiropus splendidus (mandarinfish)
Lineage: Eukaryota; Metazoa; Chordata; Actinopteri; Syngnathiformes; Callionymidae
Product: fibroblast growth factor receptor substrate 2-like
Exons: 7
Coding region: 482-2053 (523 amino acids)
Biological process (GO): cell surface receptor protein tyrosine kinase signaling pathway
Cellular component (GO): cytoplasm; cell-cell junction
Source: RefSeq, a predicted model, not a curated record
AGCAGUGAUUUAGCAGCUAGCGGCGCAGCGGACGGGGACUCCGUGACUAACUCGCUUUUUUGUGGAGAAAACCGUGGUUUUGGACGGAAUAUCGUUACCUGCAGUGAAAAAGCGAAGACUUACCAUGGAUUAAAAGUGUUUUUUGUUUCGCUAUGUGCGCAAACACGAGUGUUAGACGUGUUUGAAAGAAGUUGUGAUUGUUUUUUGGCGCUCUGGUGGAAAGAUGGAGGCUCUGCUCGUGUAGCAUCGAGCUAACUGCUGUUUUUACUCGCCUCGUCCCAGAGGACUGUCCGUGGGCUUAGGUCUGCCGAGUCCGGAUCCCGAAAGUUUCAAGGACCUAUAUCAAGCAUCAUAAAGGCCCUGACCUGUGGUCCAUGGGCACAGAGUGACCGAGGCAUGACCGUCCUUCUCUGGGCUCUGAGGAUGGAACCGGAGCGAGUGGAGGCAGGAUCUAGACAGCAGAUGGUGCUCUGAAGAAGCCAUGGGUAGCUGCUUAAGCUGUCCAGAGAAAGAGUCAAUUCCAGAUAACCAUCAAAGCAAAUUCAAGGUCAUUAAUGUGGACGACGAUGGGAACGAGCUGGGCUCAGGCGUGAUGGAGCUGACCGAAGCCGAGCUUGUCCUCCACACUCAUCGCCGCGAUGACGUCAGGUGGCCGUACCUGUGUCUGCGUCGCUACGGCUACGAUUCCAACCUCUUCUCCUUCGAGAGUGGACGCCGCUGCCAGACCGGACAAGGGAUUUUUGCCUUCAAAUGUUCCCGAGCUGAGGAAAUCUUCAACAAGCUCCAGGAGGUGAUGCACAGUCACAGCAUCAGUGUGGUGGAGGAGGCGGUGCUGGAGCCUCCCAGCCUUGGUGGACACACUCCUGCAGCUCUGGGCUACUCUGUUCCCACUGUGCCAAAUGGCGUGGGCCGGAUCCCGUCAGUUGGAGAACCUUCGUCGCACCCGUCCACCCGACACCCCUCUGUGGCCAGCACCCGCCUCCCGUCUGUGGGGGAGGAGUCCACCCACCCCCUCUUGGUCGGCGAUGAUGGGGUCCACACGUAUGUCAACACCACCGGUCUCCUGGAAGAGCAGCCCAGUCCCCUGACAGUUACCACCCCAUUAGAGAGCCCCACGUCCCCCCAGUCUCAGUGUAUGCCCACGCCUCCACCCCCUCCUCGAACCCGCAUAGAGCCACCGGCACCGGAGCCCCAGGUGUUGGUGGAACCUGAGGGCGUUCGCUUCGUUCUGGGGCCGACACCUGUUCAGAGGCAGCUGAUGGAGAAGGAGAAGCGGCAGCAGGAGUCACAGGAGGCUGAAGAGCCACAACAAACUAAUGGGCAUGUGGAGGAGGCGGAGCCUGCUCCUCCACAAGCCAACGGCUCGUCGACGAACCCAGUCACAGCGCCUCGCCGACACCGCCUACCCCCUCUCACUCCUGACGUGCAGAAUGUCAACAACUCUGCGCAGCGCAGAACGGCCCUUCUGGACUAUGAGAACCUUCCAGCGCUUCCCCCGGUGUGGGAGGCGCGGAAGCCAAGUUGGGAGGACGAGGACUCGAGCGGACUGAAGACGCCGUCGCUGAACGGCUACAACCACCAGCCGCAGCACGCAGGCCUGCAGCCCUGCUACUCGCACCCGCUGUCGGCAGCGCUGGAUCCUUCGCACAACUACGUCAACACAGAGAACGUGACGGCGCCACUCAGCGCCCACAGACCUGACACAGCUCGGCGCCGUGCUGAUGGCCCCACGAUCUUCAACUUUGAUUUCCGCCGGCCACCUCUGCCGGGUCACCUGGAGCCGCCCAAAACACUCAACUACAUCGAAGUGGAGAUGGACAAUAGUGGCGGGAACAAAGGUGCUUCGGACGGCAGCAAUCCUCAUACGCCGCGCACCCCAACUUCUCCCCUGCCCCCCACGACUCCAACCCGCCGCACUGAGCUCUAUGCCCUCAUUGACAUUGAGCGGACGGCCGCCAUGUCCAACCUGCAGAAGGCUCGGCCGCGGGACGACGGUACGUCACGAAAGACUCGACAUAACAGCACAGAGCUGCCCAACAAGAGCACGGCGUGACUCCGCCCACUCACCAGGGGUUUUUAUACAAUUCAAUUUUCACAUCAGGAAGAGACUCACCUGGUGAGGUCACCUGACUAGUUCUGCGGUCACGUGCGAUUGCCGCAGGUGGACGAAAACUUUUGACUCAUAUGGUCAUGAUGGCGGCUGCAUUCCUCUUCUUCUAUGGUACAAAUCAGUAUUACUGAACAUUCCAUGUCGCUCCUCUUGGACCACCUCAUGCUGCUGUAAGUUCUCGGUACACUACAUCCUGUUUCUGUCCGUACUGCCACAAUAAAAG